GCAAGGAAACAGAAUUAGAUCUAUUACAAAGAAAGCAUUUUCUGGCUUGGAUGCACUUGAACACCUGGAUCUAAGUAAUAAUGCAAUUAUGUCAGUUCAAGGAAAUGCUUUUUCACAAAUGAAGAAACUCAAAGAAUUGCACUUAAAUACAUCAAGUCUCUUGUGUGACUGCCAGUUAAAAUGGCUACCGCAGUGGAUGUCAGAGAACAACUUUCAGAACUUUGUAAAUGCCAGUUGUGCCCAUCCUCAGCUACUAAAAGGGAAAAGUAUUUUUGCUGUCAGCCUGGAUGCAUUUGUCUGUGAUGAUUUUCCUAAGCCACAGAUCACUGUCCAGCCAGAAACCCAGUCAGCAAUUAAAGGCUCCAAUUUGAGUUUUGUAUGUUCGGCAGCCAGCAGCAGUGAUUCUCCAAUGACCUUUGCAUGGAAGAAAGACAAUGAAUUACUGCAUGAUGCUGAAAUGGAGAAUUAUGCACACCUCCGGGCACAAGGCGGUGAAGUGAUGGAGUAUACCACCAUCCUUCGACUGCGCAAUGUUGAAUUCAGCAGUGAAGGGAAAUACCAAUGUGUAAUUUCAAAUCACUUUGGUUCAUCCUACUCUAUUAAAGCCAAACUUACAGUAAACAGUAAGUAUGUUAUCUGUUGCUUGUAGAUAAGUAGAAUGAUU
This is a messenger RNA of Meleagris gallopavo (turkey), 664 nucleotides long. NCBI's taxonomy places the organism in Eukaryota, Metazoa, Chordata, Aves, Galliformes, Phasianidae. The record is from RefSeq and is a predicted model, not a curated record.